GUGGCCAGUCAUACUCUCCUAAUGUAACUGAAGGAUCAGUUCAAUAUGUCUGUCUAGCUCAAGGGAGCAUGAUUGGUACUUAUCAAGCCAUAGCUCUUAUAGCUACAUUCACUCCUAACCCAGGAGAACCUGAACAAACCAGCAUAUUUGAUAUUGAGUGUAGCAGUGGUACAUGGAGUGGAAGGACUGGUAGUUUAGAUCCUCCUCCUGCCAGUGUUGUUGGUGUUCCUCCAAGAACUGAUUGUUAUCGGUGUCGGGAAGGUUUUGGUGGUGAUACUAGAUGUAGAGAAUGUGACAGUGCUUGUAAUUCUGGACUGAUGAGGUGUACUGGAUCAGGCUCUGGUGAUUGUUGUUUAUCAUUUACUGCUAAUGGUCAGUGUGAUGGUAGCACUGACUGUACAUCAUCAGGUCCUAACUAUGUUGCUACUGAGAGUAAUAACUUCACUUGCAGUAAGUAUUACAAUUGUAUUACUAUUUUUUAUUAUACUUUAUUAUUAGCUUGUAAUCUAACCUGCUCUGCUAGUUAUACUGUUAAUUCUAAUUGUACUGGCUGUGAUUCCACUAGUAUCUGUGAUGCAGACAGUCCAUGUAUGAAUGGAGGACAGUGUAUACAGUAUUCACCUCCUGAUAAUUAUACUUGUAAUUGUACUGAUACUGGAUAUGAGGGAGUCAACUGUACUGUGAUGCCCUCCCCUACUCCUUCACCUACUUCUUUUGCAUGUACUGUUUCAAACUGUGAUAAUUGUCAAAACUCAUCUUGUUGUAAAACCUGUUCAUCUGGUUUCUAUUUGAAUCCUGAUGGAUGCACCUGUGGUUCUUCAUCAUCAGUAGACCUUUAUGAAUCAGUUUCUUCUUCACUUGAUUCAUCAGUGACAAAUCUACCCUCAACUGAAACUCCUCAGUUACUAUCAUUGACACUAAUGAUUGUAGCUCCUGUUGUAUUUGUGCUAUUACUCUGU
This is a messenger RNA of Amphimedon queenslandica, 959 nucleotides long. RefSeq names its product major surface trophozoite antigen 11-like. Lineage: Eukaryota; Metazoa; Porifera; Demospongiae; Haplosclerida; Niphatidae. The record is from RefSeq and is a predicted model, not a curated record. The annotation marks the transcript as partial. The transcript is spliced from 4 exons.